GUCUGCCUGAGGCCCGGAACUUUGGUGCCUGGGCGCAGCGGUGCACCCGGACCCGGAACAUUCUCAGGCGAAAGCGUCUCUUGCGUGCGUGGGCCGGAGGUUAGUGUGCGGGGCCCGCCGGACGGUUGAAAAGUCCGAGAGAAUCAGAAUGGAGGCCGUGGCGACGGCGACGGCGACGGCGGCGAAGGAACCCGAUAAGGGCUGCACAGAGCCUGGACCUGGGCACUGGGGUGAGCUGAGCCGGACACCAGUCCCAUCUAAACCCCAGGACAAAGUGGAAGCAGCUGAGGCAACACCAGUGGCCCUGGACAGUGACACCUCCGGGGCUGAAAAUGCAGCAGUGAGUGCUAUGCUGCACGCUGUAGCCGCCAGCCGCCUGCCUGUUUGCAGCCAGCAGCAGGGUGAACCCGACCUGACAGAGCAUGAGAAAGUGGCCAUCCUGGCCCAGCUGUACCACGAGAAGCCACUGGUGUUCCUGGAGCGCUUCCGCACAGGCCUCCGUGAGGAGCAUCUGGCCUGCUUUGGCCACGUGCGUGGCGACCACCGUGCAGACUUCUACUGUGCUGAGGUGGCCCGGCAGGGCACUGCCCGGCCCCGCACCCUGCGUACCCGCCUGCGUAACCGGCGCUAUGCUGCCCUGCGAGAGCUGAUCCAAGGGGGCGAGUACUUCAGUGAUGAGCAGAUGCGGUUCCGGGCCCCCCUGCUAUAUGAGCAGUACAUCGGGCAGUACCUCACCCAGGAGGAGCUCAGUGCCCGCACCCCAACCCACCAGCCCCCCAAGCCCGGGUCCCCCGGGAGACCUGCUUGCCCGCUCUCCAACUUGCUGCUCCAGUCCUACGAGGAGCGGGAGCUACAGCAGCGUCUGCUCCAACAGCAGGAGGAGGAGGAGGCCUGCUUGGAGGAAGAGGAAGAGGAGGAGGACAGUGAUGAGGAAGACCAGAGGUCAGGCAAGGACUCGGAGGCCUGGGUUCCCGACUCAGAGGAGAGGCUGAUCCUGCGAGAGGAGUUCACCAGCCGCAUGCACCAGCGCUUCCUAGAUGGCAAGGACGGGGACUUUGACUACAGGUGCUUCUGUGCCUCCACCUCCCCAUCCCCCAGCCCAGCAUCCCACGGCCUUUGGUCACAUGCACAGCCCUUACCAAGCUGUGGGGGUCUCCCUUUGUGGAGCUACAAGGCCCUAAAACAGUUCCAGGAUGUGGAACCCAGCCAAAGGAAGAGGCGGGGUGACCUUGGACUAGCCUUGUCCAUCUCAGACCCUCAGUCUCCUCACCUCCAAGGCAGGGGGUGGACAGGGAUGACAUAUAGCUCAGUAUCAAUGAAACCCUGAAACACUUCCCUCCUGGCAAUGGCAGAGGCUACUACCCCAAGCCCCCCAAGUCUCCCUAGGAAGCCCAACCUCUUCCGCUUCACCUUGGACCUCCUCAUGCUGCACGAAGUAACCCCUGGCAAGGUUCAUGCCCGGCAUGGAGCGGCCUGCACUGGCUGCCCCGACAGUUACAGUUGUUCAUUUCUCCAGUAGCACCCCAGGGCUGAGACACAUGGGCCACCUGCUUUGGAAAAGGACCCAGGAGAGUGAUGUGUCAGUCAAAGAUUGGUUUUGUCAUUUAAGGUAGCUUUGCCUUGUGGUCCCAAACACUGGGCCCAGCAGCAGAGGACCCUCCUUGGUUUCACAUCCAGCCCCGAUGACAUGUGAAAUGUGUGACCACACAUAAGCGGACCCUACGUCCGUCCUGAGGUGGGCUCAUCAGGAAAGUGGGAAUUGUGAUUGCCCCUGCUGUGGGGCCCAGCCAUGGUCACCAGAGCCUCCUCCCAUUCUGGGAUCCCUGGCUCUUGAAUGGAAUCUGGCUGCUCCACUUCCAGCCAGGCAGGCCUGCUCAGAGCCCCAGUUCCUGCACGCAAAGUGGUGAGCAGAGGGCCUGGACCAUGGGGACCCUCAUUUAGCAGGCAUCACUGCUGUUCCCAAGCCAGGGCCCAGGAGGAAAUUGGGGGUGGCAGGGACCACAGUGUGUUGCCUCGGGAGGGCAGCAGUGGCCCCGAUGUGUCCCCCAUCCGUGCAUUCAGUUGGCAUGUGCUGAGCAUAUGUGAUGUCCACAGGCUCUGGGGAUAAGGUGGGGACCAAAACCAACGAAAGGCUUCCCUGCCUGCAAAGGGGUCCCACUCUAGUGAGGAAGAUCUAGAAUUUUCUAGCACUUCAUGGUGAUGGGGCCAUGAGGAAAAGUGAAGCAGUGGGAGGGGAGUGACAGGGUGGCUAGGGAAGGCCUCUCUGAGGGGCUGACAGCAAAGGCCUGCAGGAAGUGGGAGGAGCAUUCCUGGCAGAGGCCAUAGUAGGUGCCAGAGCCCCCAGCAGCACUGAGGGGUAGAAGGGGCUGGAGCAGUCGCAAGGGGUCGCAAGGGGGUAGGAGAUCUCUGAGUGGCCAAAUCAAGCUAGGCUUGGCGACCCGAGUGCUGCUGGGUUUACUUGCUGCCUUAGGGCAUGGGCAGCUGUCCUGCCUGUGGUCAGCUCUGGCUAAUCCCGGCCUCUAUCCACUGGAGGGCAGUAGCAAGCCCCCAGUGAUGACAUCAAAAUGUCAAAAUGCCGUGGGGGCAAAAUUACCCCCAAGUGGUUCUUUGUUGAGAGCCACUGCCUGCUUGAGAAUGUAAGCCCAUGUGUUGCCACAUUUUACAGCUUUUUAAGAAAAACUAGAGCUUUGGGGGUUUUUUUAGACAGGGUCUCCUUUGUCACCCAGGCUGGAAUGUGGUGGUUUGAUCAUAGCUCACCGCAGCCUUGACCUCCUGGCCUGAAGUGAGCCUCCCGCCUCAGCCAACUGAGUAAGCUGGGACUACAGGUGCUCACCACCACGCCUGACUACUUUUUCAAUUUUUUUGUAGAGACAGGGUCUCCCUUUGUUGCCCAGGGCUCCAACUGCUGGGCUCAAGCCAUCUUCCUGCCUUGGCCUCCCAUAGUGCUGGGAUUGCAGGCAUGAGCCACCAUGCCCAGCCCAGAGUUUUUGUGCAAACUCUGAUUUGGGAAAUGUUUCCUUGAGUUUUAAACCCUGAGAGUUUUAAACACCAUCUCCCUUGGGAGGGUCAGCUCUGACGGCUGCCAGCACAUGGCCUUUGACAUCAGGGCGCCCCAGGCCUUUGACCUGGGCAUCCGAGGGUCCCAGGGAAACCCAGUCCUUGACAGCCUCCUCCCCCUGCAGCACAGUAGACGACAACCCCGACUUCGACAACCUCGACAUCGUGGCACGGGAUGAGGAGGAGAGGUACUUUGAUGAGGAAGAACCUGAGGAUGCACCCAGCCCAGAGCUGGAUGGGGACUGAUGGCCGCCACCCUUCCCACCGCCUGCCCCAUCCCCAACCCCAACAAGGCAGCUGAUUCCAGGCCUGCUCAGUGACCCUUUCUCUAGGGGGACAUCAGGGCAGUGCCCCACAACCCACACACACCACCAUCUCACUGGGUCUAGUCUCAUCUCAGACAAACCCCACCCCCACUGUCCCACCCUGUCUCCUGCCUCUGUCUUUCUUGGUGUCUGUCUGGGCUUCUUUCUGUCUCUUUCUGUCUUUCUGUCUCUCUCCCUACCCCCGCUCCCUCUUUCCAGUGCUCUGGCUGGCUGUCUCUCCCUUUCUCCCCCUCUCUCUCUGCCUUAGGCUCUGUCUCCACCGCAGGGCCCAAGGUGAAAGUCCUCCCCUUGCCGGAGGCCAGCUGGCAGGGCCUUUCGUGGCUGGAAGUGGCCAGUUUGGUUCCGGUGCUGACCCCUAGGCCCCAGCGCAGCUGCCUCCCGUGCUGUCUGUCUCCCCCUCUCUGUUUAUGUCUGCGCUGUGUCUCACACUCAGAGCCUCCUUGCUUCUGUUAGGUUCCCAUCUCUCCUUCUGCCUCACUCUGGGCCUCUUCUUUCUACUUGUACAUUUCCACCUCUCUAGGCCUCUGCUGUCACUGUCCCUCUCUGUCUGUCUCUCAGCCUUUAUCUCUGGGUUUUGAUCCCCCGCUCCAGGCUCUGGGCCCCUUUUUCCCCCUUCCCUCAAACCUGGCUGCUAUAGGCAGCAGAACCCUGACCACUGAGUAAUACAGCCCCAGGGGAGGGAGGAGACCCCAGGCAGGGAGGAUGGGGGCAGCUCUCUUCUCUCCCCAGGACCCAGGCUGUGGAUCACGGGGCCUGCCAGCUUGAGUGUAGAGGGAGGGGGGACUCUACCCUUCUCAGCCCCACCAGCCCCCCUCUGCCCAACCACAAUUUUCCCUUCCUCCGCCUUCCUCUCCCUCUCCUGUUUACACUCCCCAAAUGCGCACAGGCUGUUAUCAUGGGUCCUGAGUCAUCCCACACACAGCCUGCCCCAGCGUCCCUGCCCCCAGCUGGCCGCAGGGCCCGCCCCAUGGAGCCCCCUGCCGCCCUGGGCUAAUGGGAGCCAGAUGGCCGCCUGGUGACUCAGCCACCGGGCCUGUGGGAACCCAGGCGUCCCGCCUUCCCAUGCCCCCACACCCGGCUCCUGCUCCCCCAGCAGACACACACAGGAGGGCCUGGCCACUGUUGAGGGGGCACACAGGGCAAGGGUCAGCAAGUCGGGGCCUAGGGACUCCUCAUGCCUCUGAGAUGGAAUGGUGGUAUCCUGCCAUGGCCGAGCCUGAAGGACCCUCAAAACUGCCUCCUGGAGUCCACGGUUCCUGACCUCCAAGCCUCAGCUAUGCCCUCUAGGUCAACCAGAAUUAGAGCCAGACAGGGAAAGUGAGAGCUGGAUGGAGGCAGACAAGAUGCUCAGAGCGACUAUUAAAGAACGAAAGCCUCUGCUACGGAGCGCUUCUGUCCUCUCUCAGGCCCGAGCGAAGUGCCUGACACUGGGUUGGAUUCUCAGAUGGCCCCAUGAACUAGUGAAGUGGGUCAAGGGAGGCCCGGAAAGAUGUUGCUUCCUCAAGGCCACUCGGCCAUCAGAGGCAGAAAUGAAACAGGAACCCAGGCCUAGAAUCACAAAGGUCCUAGAAACCACUUGGCUGUCUGGCCUCUCAGGUGUCAGGGCCAUCCAGAGUGAGACAGCAUUGGAGGGACAAGUGUGCACGCAGAUGUCCUCAGACGGAAAGGUUUGAGAAGGGUCAGAUGGUAGGCGGGCCUAACAAGGGCUCCGUGCUAGCCACUGUCCCGCACACAGACAGGAUCAGGUCAUCUUGAUAUGGAGAUCAGUCCCCAAAUCACUGAGUUGUCCCAGCAGUGCUAUGCGCUAGGUACUACCAAUAUCACUCCUCUAUUUCCCAGAGGAGGAAGCAGCAGCUAGACUCCAGGACCUUGGGGUCAUACCUCUCAGAAAGCCAAGAGUGCACGAUGAGAGCUGUCUGUCUCUUACCUGCCUGUAUUUGUGCCCCCUUUUUAAGAGCAGAGGGCCUGGGCCACAGGAAAGGUAUCAGCCCUUGGUGAUAGGCACAUUUUUUACCAGUCUAUCAUUUGGUCAUUAAAUUUGUUUACGAUAUA
Gorilla gorilla gorilla (western lowland gorilla) is the source of this 5435-nucleotide messenger RNA. RefSeq names its product coiled-coil domain containing 97 (gene CCDC97). Bases 149 to 1327 code for a protein of 392 amino acids. The transcript has 4 exons. The record is from RefSeq and is a predicted model, not a curated record. NCBI's taxonomy places the organism in Eukaryota, Metazoa, Chordata, Mammalia, Primates, Hominidae.